AUUCACAUGUUUUGCGGCGUGUGUUGCGUUGAAAUAUUUAAAGAGGAAAAUAGGCAAUAAACGCGAAUUCAGGCAUGGAUAUUGACGAAUUGUUUGACUGCUUCGAUGAAGUGCCGGCACAGGUGCCUCCGCCGGCGAUUAACCAGGAGGAGAAACCGUCAGGAAGCGGCAACGCUAAGAAGGGAAGCAAACGGAAUGCUCAAGACAAAAAUUCAACGAAAUCCUCGAAAGAAGGUUUGAACGAAGAAGAUAAUCUAGAGGAGCCUACCAAACGUCUGAAGCAAGAGGAGACAGAGUCUUUGGCUGAUGAGGAUGAUGCUGAUGAGGAACAAACACGUACUCUAGAUUUGGAUGAUUCCGCUGCCUUGGAGGCUCUGCGCACGAGGAUUGUGACCCAUCUAUUGGAAGCGCCCAAAUCGUGCACUCACGAGGUGGCCGCUCAUCCCGACCAGGAAUAUAUACCCCUCAAACCGUUUAGCGGGGUACCGGCUAAAGAAUAUCCUUUUGUGCUCGAUCCCUUCCAGCGACAAGCGAUCUUGUGUAUCGACAACAGCCAGAGCGUCCUGGUCUCGGCCCACACAUCAGCUGGAAAGACUGUGGUUGCGGAGUACGCCAUCGCCAAGUCGUUAGCCGCCAAACAGCGGGUCAUAUACACUACACCAAUCAAGGCGCUCUCCAACCAGAAGUUCCGCGAGUUUACCGACGAGUUCCAUGACGUGGGUCUGGUCACUGGAGACGUGACCAUUAACCCCUCUGCCUCCUGUUUGAUUAUGACAACCGAAAUUCUGCGGAACAUGCUGUAUCGCGGUAGCGAAAUAAUGCGCGAGGUGGGCUGGGUGGUCUUCGACGAGAUUCACUAUAUGCGCGACAAGGAGCGCGGCGUCGUCUGGGAGGAGACGCUCAUCCUGCUUCCGGACAACGUACGCUAUGUGUUUCUAUCGGCCACUAUUCCCAAUGCGCGACAGUUCGCCGAGUGGGUCUGCCACCUUCACAAACAGCCGUGUCACGUGGUAUACACCGACUAUCGUCCCACUCCCCUGCAGCACUACAUCUUCCCGGCUGGAGGCGAUGGAAUCCAUCUCAUUGUAGACGAGAAGGGGCAGUUCAAGGAGGAGAACUUCACUACAGCAAUGGCAGUGCUGGCUAAUGCGGGUGAGGCUGGCAAAGGAGAUCAGAAAGGACGCAAUGGUGGCAUUAAGGGCACCAAUGCCGGACAAACGAAUAUCUUUAAAAUCGUAAAGAUGAUCAUGGAGCGCAACUUUGCACCAGUCAUUAUAUUCUCGUUCAGCAAAAAAGACUGCGAAGUCUACGCCAUGCAGAUGGCCAAGUUGGACUUUAAUACUCCAGAUGAGAAGAAGCUGGUGGACGAGGUUUUCAACAAUGCCAUGGAAGUGCUUUCGGAGGAGGAUCGUCGCCUUCCCCAGGUUGAGAACGUAUUGCCGUUGUUACGCCGCGGCAUUGGCAUCCAUCACGGUGGUCUGCUGCCCAUCCUCAAGGAGACCAUAGAAAUCCUGUUUGGCGAGGGUCUAAUCAAGGCCUUGUUUGCCACAGAAACUUUUGCCAUGGGCCUCAACAUGCCGGCCAGGACGGUAUUGUUUACAGCUCCACGAAAGUUCGACGGCAAGGACUUCCGCUGGAUUAGCUCCGGCGAGUACAUCCAGAUGGCGGGUCGUGCCGGUCGUCGAGGAUUGGAUGACAAGGGUAUUGUGAUCCUGAUGAUCGACGAAAAAGUUUCGCCGGCCGUAGGUCGAGACAUUGUGCAGGGCAAGGCGGAUCCCAUCAAUUCAGCAUUCCAUCUUACAUACAACAUGGUGCUGAAUCUGCUGCGCGUGGAGGAGAUCAAUCCGGAGUACAUGCUAGAGCGCAGUUUCUAUCAGUUCCAAAACCAAGCAGCCCUUCCAGGCCUACAUGACCAAGUGGAACAGAAGACCUUAGAGCUCAACAAGCUUAGCAUUAAGGACGAGCACAAUAUAGCAUCCUAUCACCACAUCCGGUCUCAGUUGGAUAAUCAUGGCAAGCAGUUCCGCCAGUGGAUAACAAAGCCGCAAUAUCUUUUGCCGUUCCUGCAGCCUGGCAGAUUGGUCAAGGUUUCCGCGGGCACACAGGAGUACGACUGGGGAAUUGUCCUGAACUUUAAGAAGCAGGACCAAAGCCGCAAGAAUCCAUUGAAGACUGAGCCCAGCGUUACCAUUGAUGUGCUGCUGCACGUUAGCGAAGCGGCUGCCAAGUCUGGAGACACAGAGCCAUGCCAGCCAAAUGAGCGCGGAUGCAUGGAGGUGGUUCCGGUUGCGCAUACGCUCAUUACCCAGAUCAGCUCAAUUCGGGUUUACUUCCCCAGCGAUUUACGCAGUGCGGACAAUCGGCGGGCCGUGCUGAAGACCAUUCAGGAGGCCAAGAAACGAUUCCCUCUGGGGCCACCGGUCCUCAAUCCCAUUGAUGAUAUGAACAUAAAGGAGCGAGAAUUCCGCGACAUUGUCGAUACGAUAGCGCAAUUUGAGACGCGGCUGGAGGAACAUCCUCUGCACAAGUCCCCGGAGCUGGAGCGCAUUCACCGGCGCUAUCAGGACAAAGUCAAGUUGCAGACGGAACUCCAAGAACUAAAGGCGGAGCUCAAGGCCGCCCGGAGUCUUCUACAAAUGGACGAGUUGAAGCAUCGCAAGCGUGUACUUCGUCGGAUGGGUUAUUGCAAGCCGGGCGACGUUAUUGAGUUUAAGGGUCGCGUGGCUUGUGAACUGAGCUCAGCGGAUGAACUUUUGAUGACCGAGAUGAUCUUCAAUGGAGUGUUCAAUGAGCUUACCGCGCCGCAAGCUGUGUCUUUGCUGUCCUGCUUUGUGUGCGACGAGAAGUCUAGCGAGUCACCAAAAAGUGCCUCGGAGCUAUCGGGACCUUUGCGAUCCAUGCAAGAUCUUGCGCGGCGCAUCGCUAAGGUGUCGACAGAAUGUAAACUAGAUUUAGACGCAGAUACGUAUGUUGAUAAAUUUAAGCCCUUUCUCAUGGACGUGGUGCUGGCCUGGUGUAAGGGUUCUAGUUUCCUCUCCGUUUGCAAGAUGACCGACAUUUUCGAGGGCUCCAUUAUUCGGUGCAUGCGCCGCCUUGAGGAGCUGCUCCGUCAAAUGUGCCAGGCCUCGAAAACCAUUGGCAACACGGAUCUGGAAAACAAGUUCUCCGAAGGCAUUAGACUGCUCAAGCGCGACAUUGUCUUUGCUGCCUCGCUGUAUCUGUAAGAUUUUAGGAAACCUAUUCUAAGCUCCUUUAAAAUUCUUUUUCCUUUUAUUAUUUUAGAAGUAAUAUUGAAUUCCAUAAUGAAAUGGAUGAAAUUUCUUAAUCAUUUGAAACUGAGAACUAAUCUUAAAUUAAGACAAUGCAAGUUUCUUUUGUAGAUUUUUUAUGUUUAUACAAUAAAUGAGACCUUGGGUAACCAACA
Drosophila eugracilis is the source of this 3424-nucleotide messenger RNA. RefSeq names its product exosome RNA helicase MTR4 (gene Mtr4). Gene Ontology annotation, biological process: maturation of 5.8S rRNA; RNA catabolic process. Gene Ontology annotation, molecular function: ATP binding; RNA helicase activity; RNA binding. The transcript is spliced from 2 exons. Lineage: Eukaryota; Metazoa; Arthropoda; Insecta; Diptera; Drosophilidae. Bases 75 to 3224 code for a protein of 1049 amino acids. The record is from RefSeq and is a predicted model, not a curated record. Gene Ontology annotation, cellular component: nucleus.